CUGCAAUACACGGCUUAGAUGAAUACCCGACUCGUGCAAGAACUCGGGCUACAUCCGGCUAAUGACUGCCUUGCCCCCUCCCGAACCGGCGAACACUGAAGAGGGUGCACGCAUUAGCAGCUCACAUUGACCUCAAGAUCGGCAUCUACGCCGGAAUGGAAGCCUGUGGCGAUAUCUGACGCUAAAGACUCCUCCUGCGAGGCUGUGAUGGGCCAUGGACGCGCGCGACCAGGCGACGGCCCGCGGACGGUCACACUCUCCGUCGACUGGCGAUGAACCUCCGCUCAAAAGACAGCGCGUUCUCGCCUGCAGACGAUGUCGACACAGGAAGCAACGGUGUGAGGAUACGAGGCCCUGCACAAAUUGCCAGAAGUCUGGCGAUGAGUGCAUACCAACUGAGCCGGCUCCUCGGCCACAGAUUGACAGCGAGUAUAUCAGGGCUCUUGAAGAGAGAAUUGCUGAGCUGGAAUCAAUGGACCCUGGACAGAGUCUCGACCACAUGCAAGACGCAAGGCCGAAUGGACGACCCGUUGCAAUCCGGGACGACAAUGAAAGGAUAUCUGGGACUUCCAUUCCAAACCACACGCUGGGCGACGCAAACCACGAGAGACAACUAGAAGUCCCAGAGCCGUCUAACACGAUCGACACAUCGCCCCCUGGACGACGCUUCAGCACAAUACAAACCCACCCUCACCAUUCCCCGUUGGGCACAUUUUCACUCGGAGACGACUCGGAUUCCGAAAUAGACCAUGCGAUACCCGGGCUCAUCACUUCACCUUCGACGCAACGCGAUGAUUACAACGGUGUGGCUUCAGAAAACUCACCCAGCAUGCACCUCAACUCUCCGCGCGACAGGAUCCAUCCGGCACAAUCUUUGGUCGCGGGUGUGUCUCGGGACGUCGAGGAGACCUUGCUCGCCGCGUACCGGGAGCGCACACAGAGCCAAUAUCCCUUCUUCUAUUGGGGCACGUUCUUAGAAUGGCUCUCGGAGUGGAAGAGAUGUCCACCUUCUGAGAUCAACGCACACUUGUGGCAGGGCUUCUUCGUCAACCUCGUCUACUCAACCGCUCUUUUGGUCCUCUCGUUGACGAGGAUUGGCAAGUCAGACGCGCGCACCUUUUACAAAAGCGCCAUCACUCUCCUGCCUGCUGUCCUGCGGCAGCCGAAUCCCAUUCUACACGCCCAGGCAUACAUGCUUCUGGGAGUGCACGCACUGCAUAGAAGUUCCACACAUCGCAUUCUGUCGCUAGCGUCAACGACGAUGCGCUUCUGUGUUCAGCAGCAGUUCUACCUCGCCGAGAUGGAGGCGGAACCGAAGACGCCAGCCAUUCGUCUAGAGAACCAGCUUCGCCGUCGAUGCUUUUGGUCUGCAUAUAAUCUAGACCGGCUUGUCAUGUAUUCAUUUGACAUCCCACCUUCGAUCCCGGACGCCAUGAUUACCACUAAACUCUACGCCAACAUAGACGACGAUGAUCUCCCGUCCAUAGCUGCCCAAACGCCAUCGGACCAAGAAUUGCCUGACUCGACGACAUUCACCUCUGUUUCCUCUUCCUUGCACAUUCUGCAAUGCCGACGGAUACAAUCGGAGAUUGCCGGGUACACUCUCCGCUGGGACUACAAGGAUCAGUUUGCCGAGUCUCUAGAUUGGAGAAUUCGUAUCCUCGCCGAGAUGGAAAACUACAAAUCUCGAGUCCAGACAUUCUCUGAUCCGCAGUCCAAAGGCCAUACCUCGCAUAGGUGGCUUGCUAUGAUAUAUCACUAUACGUUACUAAAUCUCUACCGGCCGACAAAGGAGAGUGUCCUGGGGCCUGCUGGAGACUGGUCAGUCCAGGCAAGUAGCCAAGCAUGUCUGAUGUUUCGAAAGUCCCAAAUGGAUCGCAAGAUUGCGCAAGCAUGGCUUGGGCUGCUUGUUCAAUUUCAGUCUGGAAUCACUCUUUUAUACUGCUUCUGGGCCACACCGCCAGAGCAUCGCACCGAAAAUUACCACUCACCUGACGUCUCUGACGCCCUCAGGGCGUGCUCAAAUAUCCUUGCCAUUAUGGCCGAUCGUUGGCCCAAAGCCGACUGCCUCAGAGAUGUAUUCGAACUUCUGGCACGCGAGAUCCCUCUAGUUGAUCAAACAAACAGAGUCAUCAACAGAAUCUCUGAAAAGGCUGUAACAAGCAUCCGAGGGAAACUUCCACAAGUUCGUGCGCUUGUUGUCCAUCGUUCAAUCUUGCGAAUGCUCGAUGAAAUGGUUUCCGAGGACUUCCCCCACAUCAGCGUCACUCCGCCGCCAUUUACCCAAGUGCCUGAAACCAACAGGCUCGAGACUUCUCAAACGCAAAGAUUAAUUAUAAACCCCCAAUUGGAUACGACUCCGGGAACGAUGGCAUUUGAGAUGCCCUUCUCCGCUGAACAAAUGUAUGCAGUUGACAGAUCCAGUAUUGGCGUCUCGGCGCUUGGCACUGAGGAGCUACUGGAAUUUCCCCGCAUGUUUGACUUUGAUGCCUGGGCAUAACCUAUUAUCGCAAGUUCUUGAUUGCUUGGAUGGAAACUCGUUGUACGAGUAAGAAUUUAUGAUCAGAUCAGAUGUGGAUGCCGUCACGUCCCUUACCCGAUUGUUCUGGAUAGUGAAGUACGUUCUCGUAGAAGGUUAUGUCCUUUUCGAGUCUCUCUCCUUCUCAUUCCAGAUGCAAUUAGAUCGUCCCCGAUACGUCUGAUUCGUCGCGAUGAAAUCAUUAGGUCUAGGGUAGGAAGAAUGCGUUGAU
Molecule: messenger RNA, 2750 nt
Organism: Ilyonectria robusta
Lineage: Eukaryota; Fungi; Ascomycota; Sordariomycetes; Hypocreales; Nectriaceae
Exons: 3
Coding region: 215-2500 (761 amino acids)
Biological process (GO): DNA-templated transcription; positive regulation of transcription by RNA polymerase II
Molecular function (GO): DNA-binding transcription factor activity, RNA polymerase II-specific; zinc ion binding; sequence-specific DNA binding
Source: RefSeq, a predicted model, not a curated record